GAUGGCUGGCAGUGUGUGUGUGUGUUUUGUGACGGGUUGAAAAUGGCGGCGAAAGGUAGCUAGAGCCCACUAACUUUGACGGAUGACAGCAACAAGAUCAGCAAUUAAAAACACAAGAUUAUAUGUAAGUGACAACGCCUUGGGCAGAACUGAAACGUAUUCCCUCAUUUCUUUGAGACAGUGAUAAGGAACACAACACCGCAAGAGCUUUCUGUCUGAUGUGGUAGAAGGUUAGCUAUUAGCUUUGCGUGAUGUUAGCCAGCUUGCUAGCCCCCAUAUAGUAGAGCUUGCUGUGAAAUUAACCAAGAUAGGUUACGUUAGUUAGCCAAAUUAACCAAAGCGUCAGCUAACUACCGAGUUAUAUGGCACACCAUGGGUAGCUGGCUCUAGCAUCUUCUAACGUCUCAGCGAUAUAGCUACAGCACUCAGGAAGUGAGUAGGUUAGCCAGCUAGCUAUGUAGAAAAGAACAUAUCCAGCUAACAUAAGCGCUGCAAAUACAUGUUUAAACGGACAGCAGUUGGCCAACUGCGAGACAUUCCGUCAGCUAGCUUGGUAAUGAUGUACUAUCAAACGAAUGUUAUCGCAAUUAAAUAGCUAACGUAGUGUUUGAUAAGUUAUCGGUGGCUAUAGUCUCGCUUUCGUCGUUAUCUUUAGCUGGUAAAUUCUAACGAGCUGCACACUUGUUUGGACAAACAAUGUUUCUUUUUUAACGAGCUAGCUAUCUUGCAACAGUCGCGGCUGUAGAAUGGGAUACUUGGCUAGCUGACUCAUACUAGUACUAGCCAGCUAAUUUAUAUUUUCACAGUUAAUGGGCACCACGUGAUAUUUUUGUCUUCUUGAACAUUCAGUUAACGAAUCAGGCUGUAUUAUUUGCUCAUUCGCAUUUUAUGUGUGAUUAGUUUAUGUUGAUGUCACCUAAGUUGGCUAACUAGUGUUUCCUAGGUGCUUAGCUAACAUUCGCUAAAUACAUUAUCGUUAGCCAGAAGUGUUUUGCGGGAGUUGGCUAACUUUAGCUAGCUAACUUAGCUAAAUCGUUUUGUAAUGUAACCUGUUUAUUUAGCCACCUGAUAAGGGAAUUGCGGUAGCUAGUCAGGUACCGUUAGAGUUCCCUAGCUAGCUAGCUAACUACCAGCUAACUAACUUCGGUAGCUUUGGGUUUAACCAUAUGUUGUUUUUUUAAGAUCAUGGUGUUCGGUUGUUUAUAAUAUUUAAUCCACCAAAAUAAGCGACUUUGGACAACUAUUGCGUAACAUAGAGUUUGAGCCACGCUUCUUGGUGGUGUCGGUAAUUCGCCGUGGGAAUAGCUACCACUGUCACCGCAACUUGAACAUGGAAGACGCCCGUCCUCGCUACAGCAAGAGAUUGCGGUCAGGUACACGGCGGCGUUACCAAGAUGAUGGUAUCUCUGAUGACGAGAUUGAGGGGAAGAGGAGCUUUGACCUGGAAGAGAAACUGCAGAGUGACCAGUUCAGUUCCUGUCUGGUCAAGCGCAUGGAGGGCAAAGACUUCACUUUUGAGUACAUUCAGAGGGAAGGGCUGAGGGACCCCAUCAUCUUUGAGAAACCAGACGGCCUGGGCAUUCAGAUGCCAGAUACAGAUUUUAGUGUGAAUGACGUGAAGCUGUUUGUUGGCAGUCGGAGGGUAGUAGAUGUGAUGGAUGUGACCACUCAGAAGGGGAUAGAAAUGUCGAUGGCGCAGUGGAGACGGUACUAUGAGACUCCACCUGCCCAGCGGGAGAAACUCUACAAUGUCAUCAGCCUGGAGUUCAGCCACACCAAACUGGAGAACCUGGUCAAGAGGCCUGCAUCGGUGGAUAUCAUCGAUUGGGUGGAUAACAUGUGGCCACGACACCUGAAGGAGAGACAGAGAGACUCCACUAAUGCCAUCAUCGACAUGCAGUACCCCAAAGUACAGAAGUACUGUCUGAUGAGUGUAGAGGGCUGUUUCACAGACUUCCACGUCGACUUCGGGGGCACCUCGGUCUGGUACCAUGUAUUGCGUGGGGGCAAGGUGUUUUGGAUAAUCCCGCCAACACCCCGGAACCUUGAGCUGUACGAGAACUGGGUGUUGUCAGGGAAACAAGGCGACAUCUUCCUGGGUGACAAGGCCACGGAAUGCCAGAGGAUUGAGUUGAAGCAGGGGUACACAUUUAUGAUCCCCUCAGGGUGGAUCCAUGCUGUGUACACGCCCGUCGAUACGCUGGUGUUUGGGGGGAACUUUCUUCACAGCUUCAACAUCCCCAUGCAGCUUCACAUCAACAACAUUGAGGACCGAACACGGGUCCCGGCUAAGUUUCGCUACCCCUUCUACUAUGAGAUGUGUUGGUAUGUGCUGGAGAGGUACCUGUACUGCCUGACCAACACCUCACACCUCACACCCGAGUUCCAGAAACACUCACUUGGCGUAGGACUAAAGAGAGAAGAUGUUCUUAAUCAGUGUGUGAAGGAAGAUUCAUUGUUGUCAUCAUCGGAGGAGGAGGAGAAACUCACCCCUACCCCCUCUAAGCCGGGGGUGAAAGUUAAUCUGACGCCAUUUGAACUGGAGGGGCUGUGGAAUCUGUUGGGGAAGCUGGAGUCACUCCCCUCCCACAAGAAGUGUGUUCCAGCUGGAAUCCAUAAUGCUCCUGCCCUGCUGCACGACAUAAGGACCCUGUUGCUGGAACAUGCCACUGACGACCCCAAACUGGCCUACACUGGGAUACCCAUAGUCAGGUGGCCAAAAAGGCCCUCAUGGUACCAACCCCUACCACCACCCCUCCUGCUGCAGCGGCCCAGGCUGUCCAGCCUGCCCCAUCCCCAGCCCUCCCGACGUCCUGUCAAACCCCCGUCCUCCAUUUCGGCUCUGCGAAGGAGAAGGGUGCGCUGUAAGCGCUGCGAGGCCUGUUUGCGCACUGAGUGUGGCGACUGCAACUACUGCCGCGAUAUGAAGAAGUUCGGUGGGCCAGGCCGGCUCAAACAGACCUGUGUACUGAGACAGUGCCUCGCUCCGGGGCUACCUCUCUCAGCAGUGUGUGCUGUUUGUGGUGAGGGGAAUCAGGAUGCUGAUGAAACUCCCCUUACCCUGAUGGAGUGUUCCAACUGCGCCCAGAUCACUCACCCUGACUGCCUAAAGGUACCGGCAGAGGGUGUGGUGAACAGAGACCUGCCCAGCUGCUGGGAGUGCCCCAAGUGCAUUCUGGAAAGAGGCUGCACCUCAGUGUCCUCCAGUAGCAGUGAUGAUGACAGCAUUGCCUCUGCCUACUCUAUCUCCCCGUCUGUGCCCCCCCCAGCUAAGCGCUCUCACAGGGAUGGUGUUGGGUACAAGGCUGGUGACAGUGGAGGCGGGGUCAGGGUCUCGCACCGCAGCCAGGGUGCUCUGAUCUCCACCCUGUCUGAGCCGCGAUCACGCCGCAUGGUGCCUCCUCCCUCACACCGGCUGCUAUUGCAGCAGCAGCAGAACAGGAGGCGGGCAGGGGCUCUGGAGAUGCGCCUCAGGAGGCGGAAGAGAAAGGCUUCCUCUCCAGACUCCUGUUCUCCUAAACUCCACCGGCAAAAACAGGACCACGACAGCUACGAGGGCAGUGACCAGCUGGGGCGAGGCCUGAGAGGUCCCCAGUCCCUGAGGGGGUCAGGGAGACGUCUGCACCGUAGGGGCAGGGCCAGGGGAUGCUGGUUAUGGAGGGGUUCUGCCUACCAGGCGGGGCAGGGGGGCAGGCUUGCCCGAGACCCGCCCUUGGGCCUGAGCCCUCGACUCAGGAUGGGUGUACAGAACAGCCGGGGAGAGAGGGGGAGGGGCUGGGUGCGUCUGAGAGGAGGGGGGCGGAGCCAACGGCGCAGGGUGGAGAUGGAGGAAGAAGAAAAGGAGGAUGAGGAGGAGGGAGAUGAGGAGAGGGAGGAGGAGGGGCAAUGUAGGGGCAGGCUGGACAAGGAGAACAGGCCACACCGACGGAGAGGGAGAGUGAGGGAGAAUGAGGAAGAGGAGAAAGAAGAUUGCAAUGGAGGUAGGUGCUGGGGCGGAACAGAAGAGGAUGAAGAAGAAGGUGAAGACGGCAGAGAGGCCAAGCCCGAUCCGGUUCUGCUGGUGUCGGACUUGAGCGAGGGGCCGGUGAAUGGGUCUUACCUGACAGUGACUCUGCAGCGCCCGUCAAAAGCCAAACGUGACCCCAGCGCCAUCGUGCCCAAGCUGGAGGCAGCUGUGGCCGCCCGGGCCCCCCCUCUCCCUCCUUUGGGACAGGGCUACGUCCAGUGCAAAUCCCUGCUGCGGCCCAAAUUCAAACUCAAAAAUGGGGUGGAGUCAGUGGUGGGAGGCCAUGCCACCAGUUCUGCUUUCGGUCGCUUGGAGCAACGGGGGGUCUCUUCUGAGCCUCGAGUGACAUUGUGCCGUCUGGACAAGAAUAAGGAGGGAUCUUGCCCAUCCACUUCCUCUUUCUCCUCCUCCACUUUGGCUAUGCCUGCCCCUUCCUCCAUCCUCUCUCAUCCCUUGCUCAGGGAAGUGGGGAAUGAGCCAGGAUGUGAGAAGGAGGUGUGGGUGUCGGUGUUCCGCUACCUGACACGAGCCGAACUGUGUCUCUGCAUGACCGUCUGCAAGAGCUGGUACAAGUGGAGCUGUGAUAAGCGUCUGUGGACACGGAUCGAUUUGAGUCGCUGCCACUCCAUCAGCCCCCAAGCCCUGUCGGGGGUAAUCAAACGCCAGCCCGUCUCCCUGGACCUGUCCUGGACCUCCAUCUCUAAGAAACAACUCACCUGGCUCAUCAACCGUCUCCCAGGUCUGAAGGACCUCACGGUUUCGGGGUGCUCUUGGUCCUUGGUUUCGGCCCUCAGCUCCCCCAGCUGUCCCCUACUGCGGACCCUGGACCUGCGCUGGGCCGAGGGGGUGAAGGACAUGCAGAUGAGGGACCUGCUGACUCCACCAGGCUGCGAUAACCGCAGCAAGCUCAGGAACCUGCAGUCGUUCCGGCUGGCGGGGUUGGAGAUCAGCGACUCCACGCUGAGACUCAUCAUCAGGCACAUGCCCCUGCUGGCGCGGCUGGACCUGGCCCACUGCCGCGGAAUCACUGACCAGUCCAUCAACCUGCUGACCGCUGUGGGCUCCUCUACCCGCAACACACUCACAGAGAUCAACCUGGCCGGAUGCAGUAAGCUGACAGACACCUGCCUGUCAUACCUGCGCCGUGUCACCAGCCUGUCCCUUCUGGACCUGCGGUGCUGCGAGCAAAUCACACGCCAGGCCUGCGAGAGCUUCAUCUACGAGCUGUCUGUCAAUGCCCUCUACUGCCUGUCUGAGGACAAGCUCAUCCAGAGGAUAUCAUAGAGCCAAAAUGGCAGGGUGGUGGCUGGGGAUACUUGAGCCAAAAUGGUGGCCUGGUAGCUGCAUACGGACACAGUAGAGGGAGCAAUCUGGCUGAGGGAGGACACACAAGACAAGAGGGCCUCGACUGUCAUUUCCCAAACUGACAGAGUGACUACAAAUUAAAUUGAGGGGAAAAAAUGAAUGACUCCUUGGAGUGAGAAAGAGUUGGGACGGACCUGGAGAGGGAGAGACUCAUGAAGGACCCUACAGUGACCUGAAACUCGGAGAGAAAGGAUGAGACUGUAAAGGAGGAGAGAGAGCUCUCCAAGUUGUCUCACCUCUGGGGUGGAGGACUGGCCUGGUGCAAAGGGAAUCGGCCAAAAUUUAUGUAAAAGCCAAGCGAUCAGUGACGUCGAAAUAGAAGUCCCAAAGAAUGAUGUGUGACAGGGUAGGGGGAGGGAGGGCAGCGGGAGUUCUACACUCAAGCUGUUUUGUGAGAGAGGCCAUGUUACGAGUGGGGGUAUUCCCAGAAUAUUCAUCUUUGACCUCAUCUAGGGUUCAGCAAAGGUACUGCCGUUACUUUGGGGGGAUUCAUUCACUGAGAAAGUGACGGAGGCCAGUGAUCCUGGUACUGCAUACUUUAUCAGGCUUGAGCGCAGUGGUGUGACCAUAUUGUUAAUAUUUCAGUCAUAAAAGCAGCUGUGGGAGGAAAGAAAAAAAAAAGUAUGAGCAAAAAAUAUAGGGUGCUACCAUUCCUUCUAACAUUUCCCAGUACCAAGGAAUAUUUGGUUUUGAAUCUUCAGCUGUUUUAUUUUCAAAAAAUGUCAGAAUUUCUUUUUUUUUUUUUUUACAGCACAAGGGCUAAAUGUCCCAUUUCUCAAUUUGUUCUCCUUUUCCUGCCAAUAACCUUUUCCUCAAUUUUUAGAGGGAUGUUUCUUUUUACCCUGCGUGCUCUCAGUCUUUCUAAGUAUAUAAAAAUUGAUAUAAAUAUGUACUUUUGUUUAUAUUUGUUUUCUCCUAGUAUACAGUGACUGAUAAAAACGGAAUUAUGUAGCAUUAUAAUUAUUUUCUGAAUUUGUGUUUUUCCAACAAAAUAAAAAAGACUAAAUAACA
Molecule: messenger RNA, 6382 nt
Organism: Anguilla rostrata (American eel)
Lineage: Eukaryota; Metazoa; Chordata; Actinopteri; Anguilliformes; Anguillidae
Gene: kdm2ab
Product: lysine (K)-specific demethylase 2Ab
Exons: 21
Coding region: 1331-5290 (1319 amino acids)
Biological process (GO): regulation of transcription by RNA polymerase II; protein demethylation
Molecular function (GO): DNA binding; histone demethylase activity; protein binding
Source: RefSeq, a predicted model, not a curated record